AUGCCUAGCUUAGUGGGCCAUGGCAUUGAGGCGAGAUUGCUGCUGCUGCUGCUGCUGGUGCUGGGAGUCGCCAACAUUGCCAGCAGCGUGAGCUUUCGCCGUAACUUCGAUGCAGCGCGUCAGACGAGCAAUCUCAAUGCGAACAGCAACAGCAACAGCAACAUACCGCUGUGGAAGCAACGCGCCUGUGAGAAGCCGCAGAAGCAUAAGGCGAACUCGCAUUACAUCUGCGAUGACGCGGGCGAUGUGAAGUGCCUGCCCGGCUGGCAGGGCGAUCUCUGUCAGGUGCCCAUGUGUCGACGUGGCUGCGAUCCUAUGAAUGGCUACUGCCAGCGGCCUGGUGAGUGCCGCUGCCGCAUUGGCUACACGGGCGAGCAGUGCGACAAGUGCAUACCGCUGCCUGGUUGCCAGCAUGGGGCAUGCAACAAGCCCUUCGAGUGCGUCUGCAAGCCCGGCUGGGAUGGACUCUUCUGCACCGAGCCGAGUUGCCGCAGCGGCUGCCACAGCACGCGUGGCUACUGCGAGGCGCCGGGCGAGUGCCGCUGCCGCAUCGGCUGGGCGGGACGCAGCUGCAGCGAAUGUGCCACAAUGCCGGGCUGCCAGCAUGGCACUUGCAACAAGCCACUGGAAUGCAACUGCCAGCCCGGCUACACGGGUCUGCUCUGCCAAACGGCAAUUUGUGCCUCGGACUGCAGCAAGCAGCAUGGAUAUUGCCGCAAGCCGGGCGAGUGUCGGUGCAAGGUGGGCUGGACGGGGCAGCAGUGCGACAAGUGCUUUCCGUAUCCGGGCUGCGUGAAUGGCGACUGCGAGGCGCCCUGGGAGUGCAAUUGUCGCCCCGGCUGGGGUGGCAUGCUGUGCGAUGAGAAGCUGAGCUAUUGCGACGAUCAUCCGGACACCUGUGCGAAUGGCGGCAAGUGCACAUCGUUGAGCCAGGAGGAUGGCAGCUAUCGCUGUCACUGUCGUCAGGGCUAUCUGGGCAAGAGCUGUGAAAUCGCUGAUGACUUUCUGUUGACAUCGGUGGCGCCUCCACGCAUUACGCCGCCGCCGCUUGGCCUAGACGCAGCUGUUGCUGAUGAUGGCAAAAACAAACUGGAAGCAAACGUUACAGCAAUCAUAACGCACAACAACAACAAGACAGCAACAACAACAACAACAGCAGCAGCAGCAGCAACAAUAACAACAACGGAAGCAGCGGCAACACGCGUCGCUGCCAGUGGCAGCCGCAAUGUGUCUAAUGAAGCGUUAAACGAUUUUGCAGUUGCUGCUGAUGCGACAACAGCGACAACAACUGCCCCAUCAACAAUGGCAGCCAGCAAUGCAACAAGUGGCAAGACGCCCACAUCCACUCCCACUCCCACUCCCUUACACACACACACACAGUCUGCUGCACACGAGCAGCUGACAACAUCGGUGUCGCCCAUUAGCAGCGUUCACACCAACGAGUAUAAUGGCGAUGAGGAGGAAGAUGAUGAUGAGGAUGAGGACGACGAUGAGGAUGAGGACGAUAGUGAUUAUGAUGACGAGGAGGAUGACAAUGAUCAAAUCAUACCAAAUAUUAUUUGACCAACCAAUUUG
This is a messenger RNA of Drosophila busckii, 1575 nucleotides long. RefSeq names its product delta-like protein 4 (gene C901). Bases 1 to 1563 code for a protein of 520 amino acids. Gene Ontology annotation, molecular function: signaling receptor binding. The transcript has 7 exons. NCBI's taxonomy places the organism in Eukaryota, Metazoa, Arthropoda, Insecta, Diptera, Drosophilidae. Gene Ontology annotation, biological process: anatomical structure development; cell communication. Gene Ontology annotation, cellular component: membrane; extracellular region; cell surface. The record is from RefSeq and is a predicted model, not a curated record.